Molecule: messenger RNA, 951 nt
Organism: Carlito syrichta (Philippine tarsier)
Lineage: Eukaryota; Metazoa; Chordata; Mammalia; Primates; Tarsiidae
Product: olfactory receptor 11A1-like
Exons: 1
Coding region: 1-951 (316 amino acids)
Biological process (GO): G protein-coupled receptor signaling pathway
Cellular component (GO): membrane
Molecular function (GO): olfactory receptor activity; G protein-coupled receptor activity
Source: RefSeq, a predicted model, not a curated record
AUGAUGAGCCCAUCCUGGGAAAACCAAACAAUGAGCGUGGAAUUUGUACUUCGAGGAUUCUCUUCCAUCCAACAGCUAAAUAUUUCCCUCUUUAUAAUAUUUUUAGUUUUCUACACCUUAACUCUUUCUGGAAACAUCCUUAUUGUCUUUCUAGUUUUGUUCAACCAUCACCUCCACACCCCCAUGUACUUCUUCCUGGUGAACUUGUCCUUUCUGGAGAUCUGGUAUACCUCCAACAUUGUCCCCAAGAUGUUACUGAUUAUCAUAGCCAAACAGAGGACAAUCUCCGUGGCUGGCUGCCUGGCACAGUUCUACUUCUUUGGGUCUCUGGCUGCUACAGAGUGUCUCUUGCUUGCUGUGAUGUCCUAUGAUCGCUACCUGGCCAUCUGCCAGCCUCUUCGCUACCCCAUCCUCAUGACUGACUCCCUCUGCAUCAGGCUAGCAGCCAGCUCUUGGUUCUCCUGCUUCCUCCUCACAGCAAUCACCAUGGUCCUGCUGUGUAGACUAACCUUCUGUGGACUCAAUGAAAUUGAUCACUUCUUUUGUGACUUCACGCCUCUGAUCCAUCUCUCCUGCACGGAUACCUCACUUACGGAGACCAUUGCCUUUGCCACCUCUUCUGCAGUGACUCUGGUCCCAUUUCUCCUUAUUAUGGGCUCCUACUCCUGCAUCCUCGUUGCUAUCCUAAGAAUCCCAUCUGGCACAGGCCGGAGAAAAACCUUCUCCACAUGCUCCUCCCACCUCACUGUGGUCUCAGUGUUUUAUGGGACACUGAUUGUCACUUACCUCGUACCCUCAGCCCACUCAUCCCAACUCUUGCGCAAAGGGUUCUCUCUGCUCUACACCAUCCUGACGCCCAUGCUUAACCCCAUCAUCUAUAGCCUGAGAAACAGAGACAUCCAUGAAGCUCUGAAGAAGUGCUUGAGUAAGAAGUCAGGCUUCUUCAGAUAA